AAUAUUAAUAUGUGGCUUAUGUGUAAAACAUAAUGAAAUAACUAAAGCUAACCCAUGAUUCAUGAACAUAACAUUAUAUACUGGGUAUUUCACCUCGUUCACAAAUUUUGGCACAAAACCCAAUCUUUGAUAACUUUUUUUCCGCCGACUUUUCUGAUUCUGAAAUUCAGAAUAUUUUCUCAAGCAGCCAAAACCUUUGAUUUUUUAAAUUUUUUUAAAAAUUUUCCUAUAAUUCCAAAUUCUCUCCUUCAGCCUUCGUAUAAAGUGCAAUUGAUUUCCCAAUCAUUUUGGUUUGCCAUUCAGCGUUAAAAGAUUUUGAGCUUUUGAACUUUUUUUUCAUGGCCGAAUUUGAAGAAAUUGGAGCUGAUAUUAGUUCCGAUCUUGAAGUUGAUGACAUAAGGUGUGAUAAUAUAGCAGAGAAAGAUGUCAGUGACGAAGAGAUUGAAGCAGAUGAAUUGGAGAGACGAAUAUGGAAAGAUCGUAUCAAGCUCAGAAGGAUUAAAGAAAGAGAGAAGAUUGCAGCCCUGCAGGCUGUGGAAAAGCAAAAAUCCAAGCAGGCAUCUGAUCAGGCUCGGAGGAAGAAAAUGUCACGAGCUCAAGAUGGGAUUCUGAAGUAUAUGUUGAAGCUAAUGGAAGUCUGCAAAGCACGUGGAUUUGUCUAUGGCAUCAUUCCGGAGAAGGGAAAGCCUGUAAGUGGUGCAUCAGAUAAUAUAAGAUCUUGGUGGAAAGAAAAGGUGAAAUUUGAUAAGAAUGGGCCAGCAGCAAUAGCCAAGUAUGAGGCAGAGUGUUUAGCUAUCAGUGAGUCUGAUAACAUAAAAAAGGGAAAUUCACAGUGCAGUCUACAAGACCUGCAAGAUGCUACUCUUGGAUCCCUCUUGUCUUCUUUGAUGCAGCAUUGCAAACCCCCUCAGAGAAAGUAUCCCCUAGAAAAGGGAGUUCCUCCCCCAUGGUGGCCCACUGGGAAUGAAGAGUGGUGGGUAAAACUAGGGCUGCAACAGGGUCAAAGUCCUCCUUAUAAAAAGCCACAUGAUCUUAAGAAGAUGUGGAAAGUUGGAGUUUUAACAGCAGUGAUAAAGCACAUGUCACCUGAUAUUGCAAAGAUUCGGAGGCACGUACAUCAGUCAAAAUGUUUACAAGAUAAGAUGACAGCAAAGGAGAGUGCAGUUUGGUUGGGGGUUUUGGGACGAGAGGAAGCUCUGAUUCAGCAACCUAGCUGUGAUAAAGGAAUAUCCAGCAUAACUGAAAAGCCACAAGGUGGUCGUGAUGGUAAGAAGCGACCUGCUGUCAGUAUUGACAGUGAUUAUGAUGUUGAUGGUGUUGAUGAUGGACGAGGUUCAGUUUCUUCCAAAGAUGACAGGAGAGAUCAACCGAUAGAUGUGGAACCCAUAGCUUAUAUCAACAAUGAUGAUUCCCAUCCAGUCCAAGAGAAUGAGCCUGUGGAAAAACAACCUAGUAGGAAGAGACCUCGUAAAGGAACAAACCAUGGUGAUCGACAAACUGUACCAAGCCAUGUGGAUAAGCAACUUGUUCCAUCUCAUGAUGAACAUGUUAAUGCUGAGUUAAGAAGCCCUGUGCCUGAUAUCAACCAAACUGAUGCAUCUUUUCCUGAAUAUAAUAUGCCUGCCACUCAGCAGGAAAAUGAUGCAAGCACAAUGUUGAUGCAUGGAGAGAAACAUUUAGUUGUUCAGUCUGAACUACCUGCCGUUCCUUGUGCUAAUGAAAUUUUCACCCAGAGCAUGCAUGUAGAUGGAAGGCCCAUGGUCUAUCCAUCAGUGCAACAGACUGAGCUGCACCACCGUGCUGCAUAUGAAUUUUAUAAUCCAUCGGUUGAAUUUAGGCAUUGUCGUGAUGGUCAGCAAAUUCAGGUGGGGAUGAAUGUACCACAGAUUAGGCCAGAAAAUGGGAUUGAUGUAUCGGUGCCUGCUGGAAAUGAUCAUGUAAUUACUGGGGGAGAAUUGCACCAUUACAUGAAAGACCCAUUUCAUGAUGAGCAAGAUAGAGCUGUUCAUAAUCCCUUUGGUUCACCUACAAGUGAUCCCUCAUUUUAUGGUGGCUUCAACAGCCCAUUUGAACUUCCAUUCGACGGUACAAGUUCACUAGAGGAACUGCUUGAUGACGACUUAAUACAGUACUUUGGAGCUUAGGUUGUAAAUUUUGAGAUGUCAGGUAAACCUCUUCUCUUCAACCCCGAUGAUUCAUAAUUUGGUCUCGUACAUUUUAUUUGAUGUUAGUUUUGCAGGAACUGUGAAAUUAUGCAUUUUUACAGACCUAGAUCGAGGAAUCCAUUAGUCUUUCUGGCUAUGUUGCUUUGACUUCUCAUUUUUCUUGAAGUUCCUAUGUCCAACAUAGGUAUGGGGGAUAUAACCUUCCAAGAAUCCUCCAAAAUCCAAAUACAUUAAAAAAAAAAAAAAAUUGAACAUACAAUGUCUGAUGCAUAGACACUCACAUCUGAGUCCAAGUAAUGUAGCUUUCUAGUACAAGUGUUAGCAUUUGAACAUGCAAAGGCUGUAAGUCAAGCCUAAUUUUCUGAUUUAGUUUUGCUCACCUUUUCAAAGAGAGCAAAAAAAAGGAAUAAGUUUGUGUCACAUUUCCCAGCUUCCCUUGAAUGGAAAUUGCCAUAAAGGGUGCAUGUAAAAAGUGUCAAUUGUUGAAACUGUCCAUAUGAUAAACUUGUGACAUUUUCCAUGUUUCCUUUGGAUAAAAUAAGUACUCAUUAAUCAAAUAUAUUCCUUUCCUUGUAAACCAAUUUCUAUCUGUAUAUAGUUAUAUCAUGUCUGCAGCUUUUUGUUAUUUAUUUUAGCUUCAAUGUUUUGCAGUUCUAUAGGGCCAGUUUAUAACAAGAUAGAUACUUUUUGAGCUUUGAAUUAUUCUGCAGUACAUAGAAAUACCUGAUGAGGGCUUUUUCUUGAGGGUCGUUCUAAAAGGAUCGAAUCUACAAUUCUACAAUUUUUUACCUUGGGUGAUAUUCUACAAUUUUGUAUGAGGUUGAAACCUAGAAAACUUUUUAGCAAGGCUAUAUAGGGAGAGGGAGGAAAAAGAAGAAUUUGGGAUCUUGAUGAUAUUGUACAAUUUCUUAUGAAAAGAAAGGCCGUUUGAACUCUAGUAAAUCCUCCAAAGAUUUGUCACUGGUUCUCCUCUCAUGAGAUUGGAUUUUGCCUAGUUGGCUGUUAGGCUCUGUUAACUAAUGUAAUCUCAAUUUUAGGAUGGGUUCAGUUUGAUUAAAUGUUGGUCCUUUCUUUAUAUCUAUCAAAUUCAAAAGUGGUAGUUAAUUUGGGUGUAUCAAUCGACUUUUCAAGUUUAUGUGAAAUUGUGCUGUGGACAGACCAAGUGAAAGAAACUGAGCAAAUACUAGGAUAAGCUCUAAAAAAGGACAACGAAGUUAGGGGGAAUUAAAUGCAAAUCCACCAGAGAAAAUCAAAAGCCUUAGGAACUAAUAGGAAAUUAAUGAGGAAAAUGAAAUUAAAAUAGAAGGAUUAUUAGCUGCCAUUAAGAGCUUAUAGAUGGUUUUUGAAAUAGUAAGAGGAGAGUUAAAUAACUUGAGGAGUGCAUAGACCUGUGAAUCAUAUUGCUGUUACUUUUUUGUUUAUCUAUGUGUUGCUCAUAUCAAAUGUAUUUACACUGGUCUUUUUUUUUCUGGUGGAAUUGCCUUGUUGCCAAUGAUACAGGUGCUUGGUGUUGGAACUCAGGUUUCUUAGCCUCAUUCUUCAUUCAUUAUUUUAAUUUUUUGUUUUAUACAGAUGAUCCUGGUUUUAUAAAGAGAGUAAAUUUCUCCAUUAGUCAUUAAAUUUUAUUUUAUCCUACCUAGGUUAGAACUUUGUUGGUAGUUUGGUACCAAAUCUAGUCAUUUAAUAGAAAACUUAUGUGGCUGCCAAGUUAGUGAUAACAAUAGCACCUCGUUAGUUUCCUUGACUUGAUUGAAAAUUUUACAGGGGCUAAGAAGAUAAGGAUGCAAUGGAUGGCUAAGAAGAUAUAUAUGUAAUAUACAUCAGAUGUUGCCUAUCAUAUCCUCUAUGAAUCUUCCAAUUGAAUUGAAUGGAGAUCCACCAUUCAUAAUGGCCUUCCUAGCCAUCUCUUCCGUUUUCUUCACUUUCUUCCUAACCUUACUGCCUGCAUCCAUAACCUGUCGGACACCUUCUUAUAUCUCAUCUGCCAUCACAUCACUUAUCCCUUUCCUGUAAUCCAACGUCAUCACUACUGCCAAUCCCAGCUCCUUCAUCAUAUAUGCAUUCAACUGUUGUUCAGCAAACAUAGGCCAUGUUACAAUCGGCACACUAAACCACAAGCUUUCCAGGAUUGAGUUCCAACCGCAAUGAGAUACAAACCCUCCUACUGCAUUGUGGCCGAGGACCUCCACCUGUGGUGCCCACCCGCAUACCAUCCCCCUCUCUUGGAUCCUUUCCAGGACCCUUCUGGUAACAUUUCCUCAGGAUUCUUGAAAUGAACUGUUCCUGCAGCAGCAUCUACUGGUGGUAGCACAUGCAAGGACCACAAGAACUUGUGCCCACUCCGGUCUAGCGCAAGUGCUAUUUCUUUCACUUGGGGUGGUUCAUGGCUUCCCAUGCUUCCGAAGCAAAGAAAAACAUCUGAUGAUUCAGGCUGGUUAUCAAGCCAUUUCAUAACCUUGUCGCGUUGGACCAGAUCCAACUCAGGAUUAGGCAAACCAUCGAGUUGAAUCACUGGUCCAACUGGAUAAAUUGGAGGGUUUUGGGCAUUGGAAAAACAACGAAGGGCAUAAGGUUCAAGCUCUUCAAUUGUAUUUAUCACGAUACCUUUGGCAUCCUUAAACCUUUCUGCAAACUUGACAAAUGCGGUAUAACCUCCAUCCUUGUUGAACAAGAAUGAAGGCAGAACACAUGAAGGGACGGGAUUUGCAAAUCCUAGGAUCAAAUGUCCAAGAUCCGUGUUUUGGGUGUCAGGCUUCGGGCAUUCAAAUUCCAAGCUGUUCUGUCUAUGCCGAAUUGGUAGGUACAGUAUGAGACCCAAGGUGGCUGCAUUUGAGGUUAAGAAUGUAUAAGAAGGAAGACCCAAAUCGGUUGCGACAUCCAGGUUGAGUUGGAAGUAGAUUUCAUAGACACAAUAUUUGUGAUAGCAUUUCUAACAGGAUCAAUGUAGCUCUGAAUGAAUUCAUAGAUAAAGACUUAUGGUACUGACUUCAAAAGAUGUAACGAGGGAGGAUCUACGUGAGGGAGCUGAAUGAAGUGGAUUCGAGCAGGUUCUUCGAUGUAGGCAUCGACAAAACCUGAAGAAAACCACUGAAUGCAAAGAACAGUAACCCAAAUUCUAUGAUCGUGAUUAUUAAGACGCUUUGCGAAUUCAACAGUUGAGGCCAAACGGCCGACUCCUGAUGAUGGAACGAAUAUCAGCUCUAGUCUCCAUCUCCUACCUCUUACUGUUCUGUUUAAUCGUUUCUUUCUUGCUUGCUUCCAUGUAUGGGAACACGCUAAUUCCAAUGUCACUAAUCAUUCGUUUUGAGAUA
Gossypium arboreum is the source of this 5476-nucleotide messenger RNA. Its product is annotated as ETHYLENE INSENSITIVE 3-like 3 protein. The record is from RefSeq and is a predicted model, not a curated record. The coding region runs from base 339 to 2144 and encodes 601 amino acids. The transcript is spliced from 2 exons. Gene Ontology annotation, cellular component: nucleus. NCBI's taxonomy places the organism in Eukaryota, Viridiplantae, Streptophyta, Magnoliopsida, Malvales, Malvaceae. Gene Ontology annotation, molecular function: DNA-binding transcription factor activity; DNA binding.